This is a messenger RNA of Lymnaea stagnalis (great pond snail), 4050 nucleotides long. NCBI's taxonomy places the organism in Eukaryota, Metazoa, Mollusca, Gastropoda, Lymnaeidae. The record is from the annotation of a GenBank genome assembly.
UUCACCUGUGGCUAAAAGCACCACCGGCACUGAACUCUGUGAUCUAGAAACCAAAGUAGGAGAUGUUAAAACAUCUUCUGAUGGCAUUUGUGAUAUCGAAACAAAAGUUGAGGAUGUUAAAACAACUGCUGAUGACAGUUGCUGGUCGGAUGAUGAUCUGUUCAAAGAUAAUUCCUUCUUAAUUGAAGCCACACAAAACCAAGAAUCGUGCUUCAAAACGGUUUCAAGUGAAAAUAAAAAUGGAGGCCCUGGCGACUUGCAGCAGUCACAUGGAUUGAGUACCCACAAUCCCUCUCAUGGUUAUUCUGCAAUGAAUGAUUCUUCUGUAAUACCGUCAUCAUGUGUUGCUGAGCAACCAGGUGUUAAAGUGAGCUCAGUAUUAAUCAAGUCAUUAGUGUCUGACACUGCGGCACCGUCCCAUGUCUUUAACAAACCUGGAGCUCUAAAAUCACUGCAUCACAGCUCCAAUAAGGGACAGGUGCGAAAUACAUUUAUUUCCAAUCAAGAUGCCACCUCAAAGAUGAACCAGAAGAAUGUUAGUACAUAUAGUUCAAAACCUGGUGCAGAAUAUCAAGCCAAGUGUAAUGAAAGUGUCAAUAAGUUUGUAAACAAAAAUAGUCAUCAAAUGAUUAGUGUACACGAUAACUGCCAGUCAUCCAUUGCUCCGAAUCUUUUACCUAAUAAACAAGCUCAAACUUCUUUUAAAAAAUACAGUAGCUUUCAUAUUGAAGUAUCAAAACCGCCUCAAACUUUUCAGAGGACAAGUUCCAAUAAUUCCCUUAGAAAGACACAGAGCUUUGAUGGCUUAUGUUCUACAAAUUCCUUGCAGUCAAUGAAAUGUCAAAGGAAUAAUGUUUCAUCAACAUCUGCUAUGCACACCACUGAAAGCUCAAAUACGAGAUGUCAUUCAAUGUAUGGUCAGACUCCCAGUGGUCACACAGCUCCCAGUGGCCACAUAGCUCCCAUUGGCCGUACAGCUCCCAGUGGUCGCACAGCUCCCAGUGACCACACAGUUCCCAGUGGUCACACAGCUCCCAGUGGCCACAUAGUUCCCAUUGGCCGCACUGCUCCCAGUGGUCACACAGCUCCUCAACGAAAUUCAUCAUCAUGCAACACUGAGAAAAAAACAUUUUCUUUUGUGUCUUCCAAGAAUGUGAUCAAACCAAUGGCAAAUGUUGCCACGAAACAUGCUAAAGACUACUCUUAUGAUGGCAGAUCAUGUAAUGACAACAAGAUGACAACAGAAAUCUGUGUUCAGAGUGCCACGGGAGAUGGCUUUGAUGUGAGUUUACCUGAAGAUGUGCUAGAACAAUUGUUAGAGCCAGAUGAGAUCUUUGACAGCCAAGCUGAUAUCUUAUCUUUUAGUGUUACAACUGAAGCCAAAACUGAAGAAAAGUUUCUGAAUUCUAAAGCAAAAUAUAAUGUAAACAAACUUCCUGUUACGCUGUUGAAGAAUAAUUUAAUUCCUUCAAGUAAAAGUAAUGCCUCUUCAACUGCCCUUAAGCAAAGCACCUGUGAUAAUUUGAAUCAAAACUAUAAACCUUCUUCAAGUAACAAUGUAGAAAAACUUGUAUCUCCAGUAAAACAUGUUAGUGAUGUCCAGAGAAGGGAUCUAAUGAACUCAAAGUCUCCAGUGCAAACAUUUUUCAAAAAGACAUUUUCUGUAAACAACACAUCUUUUGGGACCACCUCCAGUACGCCAAUAAAAGAUUCUAUAAGUAUAGCAACGUCAGAUGUUUCUCAAAGCAAUGUUAGAGAUGCUACAAAGAGUACAGGGGCAUCAGGUACGUAUUAUAUAAUUGACUGUUUUGCUCUGACCGUGUUUGGAAUUUUUGGCUUAAGCUGAGCAAAUAUCUUAUACCUGAAAAAUUUCUGAAUCAUUUUUACAAUUUUUUAAAGAAUCGUUUGUGAUAAAUAGUGCACAUUUCCUCAAAUUUUAAACCUCAAGAUUCUAAUCAAUUUUUGUAGUUCCAUGUGAAUGCCAGGUCAAUGCUGCUCAUGUUUUAAUUAAAUGUCACAUCAGCACUGCUCUUAUUUCAUGUAAAUUCCUGGCCAAUACUUCUCUUACUCCAUGUGAUUGCCAGGUCAAAGCUGUUCAUGUAAAUGUCAAGUCAGGUCAAUACUGCUUUUAUUUCAUGUGAAUACCAAGUCAAUACUGCUUUUAUUUCAUGUGAAUACAAGUCAAUACUGCUUUUAUUUCAUGUGAAUACCUAGUUAAUACUGCUUUUAUUUCAUGUGAAUACCAGGUCAAUACUGCUUUUAUUUCAUGUGAAUACCAAGUUAAUACUGCUUUUAUUUCAUGUGAAUACCAAGUCAAUACUGGUCUUAUUUCAUUUGAAUGUCAGAUCAAUAAUGCUUUCCUUCAUGUGAUUGCCAGGUCAAUACUGCUCUUAAGACAUAAAACAAAAUUUUUUAUUUUUUAUUAUUAACAUUUAUUCAUUAUUUUAUUGUUGAACAGAUUCUUUCCUGGACAAUGCUUUUGAUGACAGUUUCUUGAAUGAUGAAGCAGUAUACGAGUCCCAAAUUUUACCCUAUCUGGAGAAAGUAGAAUGUAAAUAUUAGUAUUUAGAAUUAUGGUUAUCUGCAAGUUAAUGUAAAUAAAAAUGAAUAUCAUGAAUAACUUUAAAUUAUUCCCAUAUUUUUCAGGUCUUAUUUAUAGCCUUAUAUUCCACUUGUAUUUAUAGCCUGAUGUUCCACUUGUAAUGUGUGACUGUUGAAUUUGUAAAUAUUAUAGCCUUAUAUUAAACUUUUUUUUCUUAUUUGUCCGUAACUUAUAUUACAGUUGUUAUGUCUGACUGUUGUAUCUUUAGCCUUAUAUUACACUUUUUAUGUCCCCCCACAGUUAAUGCUAUUGUCUUGAUAUUUUAUUUCUUCACAUUUAUGCUAAAUAAUGUUCAAAUAUUUGUAAAUAUUCCUUGAGCAGUUUUUUUCUUCUAUUUAACAAUGAUGUUGAUUUUAUUUGGCUAACUGUCUACAUACUUUUUUAGCAGAUGCAAUCAAAGACGCAGAAUCCCAGGUGCCGGCAACACUUUCAUCUAGUCCAGUCCAGUGCUCACAAGAACAGAUUGAACAGAAAAGACAGGCAGCAAUACAAAAAAGAUCGCUCCGUCUAAGUCAAACUAAAAAGCCUUGAAGUAAAAAAAUAUCCCAAACAGUUUAAUAUUAGGAAAUAUUGGCUAUGAGGAAUAUAAUUAAUGUACCUCAGUGAAGAUUUACUUUGAGUAUUUUUAAAUACUGGUAACAAUAGUAAUACAAUUUACUAGAUUUAAACAAUUCUGUUUUGCCAAAUUUGUUCAUUUUAUUCUUACGCCAUUAACGCUCAGGUAAAGUUUGACUGAGAGAUUUGAAAGGAAUACAUUAGUACAUUCGAAUAAAUAUUGAAAUUGAUAAAAUUUGAACUUGUGUUAUUAAAAGACAUACUACAAACAAAUUUGUAAACUUUACUAUUUUAUCUGUAUGUAGUUAUCCCCCUUUUCAAUGAUGUUUCAAUGUUUGGAAUCCAAGUGAUUCUUUUAUAAGAUAAAUAUUUGAUUGAUUUUUGUGUAAGAAAUUAUCAACUUUUAAAGAAAGUCAUUCAUGCUUUGUGAGAUUUUUGUUUCUUUCAGCUUUUAUCAAGCUAUACUCUUUUAUCCUUACAUGGAAAUCUUUCUAAUUAUAUUGUCAGGUGAAGGAGAUUACUCUAUUUACAGACAUUAUUUUAAUAAAUAGGUUUUGUACUGAUAAACAAACAUUUAUUCAGUAAUUAAAUAAAUUAUAGUUAUAACAAGGAUAAUAAUCUGAAUUUAAAAAUAAAUGCUUUUUAAAAUAUUGCCUUCAUGACUGAGAGUUGAUAGAUACCGGUAUAAAUACUUGUAAAUAUAUUGUCAAGAUGAACAAAAAGUCAUCUUACUCUUAGUCUUAGUUGAAAAUGAAUUGUUCAAUAAAAUUGUAUUACUGAUGAAAAUAAAAGGCUUAAUUAAAUUAUUUUACAUCAGCCAAUGUUACUAUGUUAUUUAAUAUUUCAUGUAAUAUUUAGUACUUUCAAAAUCUUUCCUAUAUUGGAGGUUUGAU